GCGACUACCGAAGCUUCUCUGCUGGAUUUUCUCCCGCGCCACCUGCGGAAGACCCUUUCCCUGGGGGUAGGGGCAACCUUCCAAAGUCCCCUGGACUCUGCAGGCUGCUUCUGCAGAACUUGCCGCUGGCUCUUUAAGAGGCAGCCCGAGAAUCAGCUGUCUGAGGAUUGGUGCUUUAUUCUAAAGGGUGGAUGGUGAGCUCAUCCGCAGCCAAUCGGGGGAAACAUGGACCACCACAACCCGGCAAGUGUAACCUACACCUGGUUCCUAGACCGGCAAGCCGGUUCGCGCUGAGAUGAAAAGAAGUGCUGAAAAUCGUAUGCAUCACACCCAUUCCUACGAUCAUCCCAGACACGACAGCUCCUUUAGGUACUGCCUUGCCCCCUCCCCACCCCUUCCCACCCCACCCGUGCCCUGCCAGUCCACCUAGUCCCAGCGCGCAUCUACGUCACCCCCGGGACAAGGUGCUUGCUGGCAGGUUGUUGCAAUGCAUUUUCUUCCACGAUCACUAGGACCAGGGCUAGGGUGGAGUUAAGGUUAGGCUAGGGUGGUUCAUCAGCUUAGCUUUUGCACUACAUGUUUGCUUCUUUCCCUGGGGGUGUGUGGGGGCGAAUGCGGCCAUCUCCCUUGUAAGGUUUUUUUUUAAGGCCAGCAGCAGAUGUCUCCACAUAACGGAUCUCUUAGCAGCAGUUCCUUGUUUUCGCCUUCUCGGAUUCUCGGAUGCAGAGAUCCUGUUCCUCCUCCUCUUUUUUCCUUUUGCCAAGUUCAGGCUGCGCCAGCAUUAGUAGCCAUAUCGUGGGAGAGAGAAUAGGGAGCCUAUCAUAGCCAGGUGGCUCCUGUAGUAAGGGGCGAUGGUUUGUGGUUCCUCUCCUGGCUUGAGGCUCCCUUUUGCCUAAGCGUAGAAGGGCCUGAGGCAGACCCUUCGACUGUGACAUGCCUUUAGCAGCUGCUGUUUAGUUUCCAGUCUGCGGCAGGAACAAGAACCAGAAACAGACUCUUGAGUUUCACUUCCAAAAAGUGGUGGCAGCGACCCACUUGAUGUGAAUCUUAAUACAUCCCACACGGUUCACCUACCCCCCACCUCGUUUUCAAAGUCCUGGGCUCUUCAAAACUUUGUAGGAAGUGGGCUGGUAAGGAUUUAUUGAGAAUGGCCAAUUUUUAAGCAGCACUUUUAAAGUCUUUUGAGCACCUGCUUGGGCAUGGAUUCAGAGUCCUGUACUCGAGCUUUCUCCCAGGCUCGAGUGUAUCUUGAGCAAAUUCGAAGCCGAGUUGUGCCAGGCGGUGUUGAUGUACAUGGAACUGGGAAGCGCGACUACCUGGUGGAUGCAGCUAAGCAAAUCCGUCUGGCGUUGGAACGGGAUGUGAGUGAGGACUACGAAGAAGCUUUCAACCACUAUAAGAAUGGUGUAGAUGUGCUGCUCAGUGGGUUUCAAGUUGAUCCUAACAAGGAGCGCCGUGAAGCUGUGAAGCGGAAGAUCACCCAGUACUUGAAACGUGCGGAAGAGAUCUUCAACUGCCAUCUACAACGAACUCUGAGAAAUGGAAGUUCCACUGAAACGGGUUACAGCAGUCUUCGCUUUCGGCCAAUUAGGACAUUGAGCACACCAGUAGAGAACCUGAGGCACUGUAAAGUUGUGGGAAUAAUUGAUAAGGUACAGAUAGUGCAGAAUCCAGCUACUGGGGGAACCUUUAUACUGAAGAGCCUCCCCAAAUCCCAUGUGGAGACCCGUGAAAGACAGACAGUCAUCCCACAUGGAAUCCCCUUUAUGGCUAAACUGUUGUGUUACUCUGUAAGUGAGGACUCAAUCUUCCUCCACCUGGAGCAUGUAAAAGGGGGAACCCUCUGGUUCCAUCUUUGCUCACAGCAUUACCAGCAUAAUUCCUCUGACAGCUCCAAAAUAUUGAGUCCAAAGCUCAGCUUGGUCUUGGGACACACCAGUGAGGAUAGGCUUAUAGGAAACUCUCAGGAAGCUGAUUCCAAGUCCCAGAAGAGCUGUAACUUCUACCCUGAGAACAGUGCUAGCCAGAUCCCUACUGGAGUGAGACACCAUCUGUUGAGAAGUGCCGAUGGUUCACUGUCUCGGAAGCAGUUGCUUGAUCACCUGCAAGCCAGAGCAGUGACUAACAAGUGGCAUGUUGCACCUGCUGUUGGACCAUGGGGAUUUAUUGGAGGGAAGGAUUUAAGUGUGACACACAUUUUGUCUGAUGCUACACAAUCUCAUUUAAAACCAGUGCAUCAGGGACAUGGCCACUUGGUCAGCCACAGGCUGAAUUUCCGGUCUUGUGACUCACUCACCAUAAUUGACAGCAUAUCUGAGAAAGCUACCCCCCAGCAGGAACCAAAACAACAAGCAGGUGAGAGGCCCAGCCAGUCUGUCCUGAAGACAGCAAGAGGAUGCAAUUUGCCAAAGACAGAAACUCCGUGUCACCGAAUACCGAGGCUUGCACAUUCUGCAGCAUCUUUCCCAGGCCAAAGACAGGCACAUACUGGAAGUCUUCUGCAGAACCACUGCAGUCAGGAGAACCAAUGGGACAUGACACAAAUGAGAGACAGGAGCCUUGGGCAGAAAGAAUUAAUUAUUGAACACAAACAGCACAAAAGCCAGCCACCACCAAGGCAAUCUGGGUCUCCAGCACACCAGGCUACCCAAAGGAAUGGCCUUGGAGUCUGGGACAUAAAUGAGGACCAAAUCCAACUUUGGGCGGCUGAAAUGGUUUUGGCUCUGGAGGGUCUCCACCAACAGGGGAUCCUGUGCCAGGAUCUCAAUCCACGAAACCUGUUACUGGAUGAUACUGGUCACAUCCGUCUCACAUACUUUGGCCAGUGGACUGAAGUGGAGCCACAGUAUUGCAACAAGGCACUGGAAGACUUGUACUGUGCGCCAGAAGUGGGUGGAAUUGCUGAGCUGACAGAAGCUUGUGACUGGUGGAGUUUGGGGGCACUGCUCUAUGAGUUACUGAGUGGAACAUCUUUAUCCCAGAAUCACCCCUCAGGGAUUCAUCCUCACACCCAGCUUCAUCUUCCAGAAAAGCUCAGCCAAUCUGCAUCUUCCCUGGUUUCAGAGCUGCUGCAGUAUGAUCCCAAGCAACGUUUGGGAUCUGGUGAAGAUGGGGUGAACAGGAUCAAGGCACACCCCUUCUUCAGCACCAUCCAAUGGAACAAGCUGGUUGCAUAUUAAGAACCAACCAAGAGAUUUUGGGGGGAUGGAGGGGAGCUAUGCUUCCAGAAUGUAGCACCUGCCUGUUUGUCUGCUGGACUAUGCCCCUGCCAGAUGAUCCCAAAGCCCUUCCAAAAACACGUCUCCUGGAUUAAAGAAAUGUCCUGGGUCUUGUGAACCUAGGUGGUGCCUACAGUGCUGUUGCUCAGGGGGAAAUCCACAGAGUUGGGCUGGACAGGACCUAGAUUUUUCAGAGUUGAGUUGCACCUAUUCUGCUUCCUAGCCAAUAGCAACUACAGGGAUCAAAUUCAGCUUGGUGGGAUUUAACCUGCUAGAAUUAUCUUCAAAAAAUUCAACACUGGUCAAAGAUUAUGAACACCCUUGUAAGGCAGGGGUGGCCAGCAAGGUGCCAUCCACAUGCUGUUGGACCAACUCCCAUCAUCUUCAGCCAGCAUGGCCUAUAGUCAGGGAUUAUGGGAGGCACCAUGUUGGCUACCCCCUGGUAGCACCUGCCUGUUUGUCUGCUGGACUAUGCCCCUGCCAGAUGAUCCCCAAGCAUGGUUUAUACAAGCAUGGUUUAUUUGUAAAACCAAAACGCUGAGUCUUUACUGAGGAUCUCACCAUAUCUUACUCUAAAUAGGUUUUCCCAAACCAGAUGUGGCCAAAAGGGGUAGCUUUCUCCCUUAUGUUUUACUUGCUUGCCCCACCCCACAUUAAUUCAGUUUGGCUUUCCAGUGAUAUUCUUCCAAUAGUUCCUUGCACUGCAACACUAUCUGCUCUACCACUUAUCACACCGGACUCCUCUCUCUUUUAACCUUGAAGCAUCUUACUUCUAUACCUGCUUGACCCCAUCAGCCCCAGCUUACUAGUGCUUUUCUGCUAAAAUGCCACUAAUGGAAGUCUUGGGUUACAAUUUGUAUAUUUUAUAGCUUGCAUGCGCACUUGGCUUCAGAAUUGAAAUGAGGUAUUAUGUAGAGGGAAAGUGAGCAAAAGGCUCUUUUUGUGUACUCUCUGUGGAUCUUCCAUGUUCUUAUCAAUGAAUGUUUUAAAAUAAAAAGCUCUCAG
Messenger RNA from Rhineura floridana, 4223 nucleotides. RefSeq names its product ribosomal protein S6 kinase like 1 (gene RPS6KL1). Gene Ontology annotation, molecular function: protein kinase activity; ATP binding. The transcript has 11 exons. The record is from RefSeq and is a predicted model, not a curated record. Gene Ontology annotation, biological process: protein phosphorylation. NCBI's taxonomy places the organism in Eukaryota, Metazoa, Chordata, Lepidosauria, Squamata, Rhineuridae. The coding region runs from base 1200 to 3179 and encodes 659 amino acids.